This is a messenger RNA of Microthlaspi erraticum, 1542 nucleotides long. NCBI's taxonomy places the organism in Eukaryota, Viridiplantae, Streptophyta, Magnoliopsida, Brassicales, Brassicaceae. The record is from the annotation of a GenBank genome assembly.
AUGGUUUCGCUCUCCACCUCCACGAGCAACGCUUACCCACUCCCGUCGGCGUAUAACCGCCGGCCGGCGGAGAGAAUCGUUUCAGUGCGAUGUGUCUCCAUUUCCCCGCGCGAGCCCAAAUACAGAGCUCCUUCUGAUAAUACCAACAGUUCCUCCUUCUCGCUUAGAGAGACGAGGCAGAGCAAGUGGCAGACGAACACGGAAGAGGUAAAUGAUAGAGAGUCGAAGGAGAUUAAAGAGGAAAUUAACACAAAAAUAGCGUCUAGGAAAGCGAUAUCGAUAAUACUGCGAAGAGAAGCUACGAAAGCGAUAAUCGAGAAGAAGAAAGGACCGACCAACUCGAAGAAGCUGCUUCCGAAGACGGUGCUUGAAGCUCUUCACGAGAGAAUCACAGCUCUCCGAUGGGAAUCUGCAAUUCAGGUGUUUGAGCUAUUGAGAGAACAGCUAUGGUACAAACCAAACGUUGGCAUAUAUGUAAAGAUGAUUGUCAUGCUUGGGAAAUGCAAGCAGCCGGAGAAGGCUCAUGAGCUCUUUCAGGGAAUGAUCAGUGAAGGCUGUGUGGUGAAUCAUGAAGUCUACACAGCGCUUCUCUCUGCUUAUAGCAGGAGCGGUCGCUUUGAUGCUGCGUUUACGCUUCUGGAACGUAUGAAAAGUAGUCAUAACUGUCAGCCGGAUGUGCACACUUAUUCAAUCCUCAUCAAGUCGUUUCUUCAGGUUUUUGCCUUUGAUAAGGUUCAGUCUCUGCUUUCUGCUAUGAGAAAGCAAGGCAUUAGGCCCAAUACUAUCACUUAUAACACCAUCAUCGACGCUUAUGGGAAAGCAAAAAUGUUUGUGGAGAUGGAAUCAACACUAAUCGAAAUGCUUGGAGAGGAUGAUUGCAAGCCUGAUUCUUGGACUAUGAACUCAACUCUUAGAGCAUUUGGGGGUAAUGGACAGAUAGAGAUGAUGGAGAAUUGUUAUGAUAAGUUUCAGAGCUCUGGGAUUGAGCCAAACAUCAGAACCUUCAAUAUCCUUCUUGAUUCGUAUGGGAAAACAGGAAACUACAAGAAGAUGAGUGCAGUGAUGGAAUUCAUGCAGAAGUAUCACUAUUCAUGGACCAUAGUCACCUACAACGUGGUCAUCGACGCGUUCGGGAGAGCAGGAGACUUAAAGCAAAUGGAGUACUUGUUUAGGCUAAUGCAAUCGGAGAGGAUAAGACCGAGCUGCGUUACACUGUGUUCUCUUGUUCGUGCCUAUGGAAGAGCUGGUAAAGCGGAUAAGAUUGGAGGAGUCUUGCGUUUCAUCGAGAACUCGGACAUAAGGUUGGACCUUGUGUUCUUUAACUGUCUGGUGGAUGCUUACGGGAGGAUGGGGAAGUUUGCAGAGAUGAAAGGUGUUCUGGAACUGAUGGAGAAGAAGGGGUUUAAACCUGAUAAGAUUACAUACAGGACGAUGGUUAAGGCUUACAGAAUUAGUGGCAUGACUAGCCAUGUAAAGGGACUUCAUGGUGCGGUCGAGUCCGUUGGUGAAGCAGAAGUUGUGCCGAAGAAGCCGGAUUUUUAG